Penicillium salamii is the source of this 1050-nucleotide messenger RNA. The record is from the annotation of a GenBank genome assembly. NCBI's taxonomy places the organism in Eukaryota, Fungi, Ascomycota, Eurotiomycetes, Eurotiales, Aspergillaceae.
AUGGCUCCUCAGACAACCUCCAGUAUUGCUAUGGCUUUUGCUGGCAAAACUGGUAAAAUGGGCAAGACUGCCUCUGUUGAUAUCCCGCAUGCAGGUGUGGGCCACGCUACGCGAUCCGGACAGCCUGCCAUGCUUCCCACGCCACCCAACUCUAUUUCUCCAACACUUCCUCCUACCUUCCAGCGGGUUACCCUAUCCCCGGGCUCUCCUCUGUCCACAGUUCCUCAACUGGACUCGGAUAUCGAUCUGCAGGAUGAUGUCGAGCACGCCAGCUCUAUCGGCCGGGAUGACCUUGAUAGCACCGGUGCCAUCACCCCUGCCAUGCUGGCCAAGUAUCACCUUCCCGAUAUUCUCCUGCAGCAAGGACCACUCGCUAUUCGCCACGUCAUGGGUCAUCUGACAACCUCCGUGCCCGGCUUCUCGCGUAUCCCGCCUGCGAAAGCACGCAGACUGGUCGUGGCCGCCCUGGAGGGCCGAGGCAACGGUGGUAGCAGUGAUGUGGUAUUUGAGAAGAUCGGUUGGGGCCGCUGGGAUGCACGACGUCGUGGCGAGCCGGCACGGGAUUUUGCAUCUACAUCACCUCCUUCUAGUGUCGGAGGCUCCCUGCAGCGUGGCGUUCAGAUCCAAGGCCAGUCCAGCUGGCAGGGUGGCAACCGUCAUCCCUACCGGAUGAGCUUUGCCGAGUCCACGGCAUUCUCGUAUACCGAUGACUAUGGCAUGCACGGUGAUCUGGACGUUCUCGAACACGAAGCUGAUAAGAUGUCGCUGGAUGGCGAGGAAUACUGUUCUUCAUCGGAGGCGCCGGAUGAAAUCCAAGAGAACGAGUGGAAUGAAGCCGACGUUACCGACGAGGAAGAUUGGGCCCACAUCGGUGCGGAUGCGUUGCGUGCCCGUUCCAUGAACACCGGCAGUUUUAUGAACGAUGCCGCACGGGCAAAGCCUCAGCCUGCCGGGAUCUUCCCCGCUACCUGUCCCUCCCAAAUUCCCCGCACCAUCGACCACCAGGAACGUGCUGCUGUGGAGGCACUUCUCCGACUGGGCUCCAUGUAG